AUGGACAUCACUUGGAUUAAAAACAAGUUCCUUGGCCGACAAGUUGUUAAAGUUGAGGCCCUUAAAAACCAGUAUGUCACUCUGGAGGAUUUCCUAAGCGUGCCUGCGACCUUUUAUCGUUGCUUGGGCAUGGAUCCCUUUGUAUACAACAAGAACACCAGUAUCGCCAAGCAUUUGAUGUUCACGCUCCAAUUUGUUAUGCUGACUUUAACGAUAGUCAUGAUGCUGGAGCUUGCUUUGCUCAACGAAGACUUCUUCGAGUCCAUGCAGGUCCUUGGCUUCGCAACUUGCGGUAUCGCCGGAAUCCUGAAGGCAAUAUCAGUGCAGAUACAGAAGGAUAAGAUGAUCCGUUUGGUGCGCCAGCUAAGGUCCUGCUUCCCGUCCUCGUCCAGCGAGGAGGAGCAAAAGCAGUACGAGGUUGAACUCUAUCUCAGGCGAUUCAAUCGCUUCGCAAAGCCGUUUGGAGGCCUCUACCUGAUCCUGACCUCCACCUUCGGCCUGAUAUCCAUUGCGCAGUACGUCUUUCAGCGCUGGGUACUCCGUUCACCGAAUCCCACACAAUACUUGCCCUACGUUUCCCUGCUGCCAUGGGAGUGGCGCGACAGCUGGAGGUACUAUCCGACCUACUUGAUGCAGUUAAUCAAUGGCUACACAGUAACCUGGAGCCACUUAUCCAGCGACUCCAUGAUCUUUGCCGUGGUCAUGCAAGCUGUCAUGCAUUUCGACAGACUGACCCGGGCUCUCAGGGACUUUAAGGUUCGCAACAAUGGCACGGUGGGAAAGGCAGACGAGGACCUCAAGAACCUGGGAGCCCUGAUCGCAUACCACAGCCAAGUUCUCGGACUCGUCGAUGUUAUGAACAAAAUCUUUGGAAUUCCGUUGCUGAUCAACUUUCUGACCUCUUCGCUGCUCGUGUGCAACGUGGGUUUCCAACUAACCUUCGGCUUUAGCACAGAAAAUUUUGGUCCGCAAUUGAUGUUCAUAGCCACUGCUUUUGUGGAGAUCUAUCUAAUCUGCUUCUUCAGUCAGAUGUUGAUCGAUGCGAGUGGAAGUGUGAGCUUUGCAGCCUACGACAUGCACUGGUUGGAGGCGGACUCUAGGUUCCGAAAAAUGAUAGUGCUCCUAUGUAUGCGGGCCCAGAAGCCCAUUUGCCUUAAGGCCACCAAUUUCUUGGACAUAUCCAUUAGAACUAUGAGCGGAUUUCUUGAAAUAUCGUAUAAAUUCUUUUGUGCCAUUCGAAGUAUGUAUCAAUAA
This is a messenger RNA of Drosophila kikkawai, 1254 nucleotides long. RefSeq names its product Odorant receptor 67a (gene Or67a). The record is from RefSeq and is a predicted model, not a curated record. Gene Ontology annotation, molecular function: odorant binding; olfactory receptor activity. Gene Ontology annotation, biological process: sensory perception of smell; detection of chemical stimulus involved in sensory perception of smell. Lineage: Eukaryota; Metazoa; Arthropoda; Insecta; Diptera; Drosophilidae. Gene Ontology annotation, cellular component: plasma membrane.